AUGUGUAAAAACAAAUCAAAAAACCAUUAUGUAGAAGUAGAAACUGAGUCAGAAUCAGUAGAAAUGUUUCAAUUAAAAGUAGGUUAUCAAAAAAGUGUAGAGCCAUAUUUUGUGAAAAUUAAAAUUGAAGAAAUAUACAUUGAUAUGGAAUUAGACUCUGGGGCAGGAAGAUCUAUAAUUCCUUUUAAAUUAUAUAAAAAAUAUUGGUCUAAAUUAAAAGUCAUUCCUAGUUUAAUUAAAUUAAAAACAUACAAUGGAGAAAUAAUAAAUCCAGUCGGAGAAGUUAUGGUUGAUAUGGAAUAUAAGAAUAAGAAGGAACAAUGUAAUUUACUAAUAGUAGAAAAUGGAUGUAGAGCUCUAUUGGGAAAGAUUUAA
Molecule: messenger RNA, 375 nt
Organism: Macrosiphum euphorbiae (potato aphid)
Lineage: Eukaryota; Metazoa; Arthropoda; Insecta; Hemiptera; Aphididae
Source: the annotation of a GenBank genome assembly